Trichomonas vaginalis G3 is the source of this 402-nucleotide messenger RNA. RefSeq names its product dynein light chain tctex-type family. Lineage: Eukaryota; Parabasalia; Trichomonadida; Trichomonadidae. Gene Ontology annotation, cellular component: cytoplasmic dynein complex; cytoplasm. Gene Ontology annotation, biological process: microtubule-based movement. The transcript has a single exon. Gene Ontology annotation, molecular function: dynein intermediate chain binding. Bases 1 to 402 code for a protein of 133 amino acids. The record is from RefSeq and is a predicted model, not a curated record.
AUGGAAGAGGAAGAUUACUUUUUUGCUGAAGAAGAAGCGGAAGAAGACGUUUAUGUAGAAAGUGACAAACGAAAGGGCUUAGAACCUUUGAGAAUUGCUGAAAUUCGAACAAUAAUGGAACAAGAAAUUAAAUUUGGACUCAAUAAUCAAACAUAUAGUCAAGAAAAGGCACCUGAAAUUGCAAAAAUAGUUUCUAAUAAUGUUUUAACAAGAAUACAAGACUUUGGAGCACCAAAUUGGAAAUAUUUAACAAAUUCUAUUAUUUUACCAAAAAAUCAAACAGAUAUUGAUUGCUAUAGUGUUAAUUUAUGGGAUGAUGACGAUGACUAUAUAGUUGUUUCACAAACAAACGAUACAAUUCGUUAUACAAUGACUUUAUGGGGUAUUUCAUGCGAGAUUUAA